This is a messenger RNA of Amoebophrya sp. A25, 193 nucleotides long. The record is from the annotation of a GenBank genome assembly. NCBI's taxonomy places the organism in Eukaryota, Dinophyceae, Syndiniales, Amoebophryaceae.
AUGCUACAAAAACAUCGAGCUUCGUUUGCACUCGCAGCACCAGACGUGAAGCGGGAGACACCGAUGACCCUGUCCGAUCUGGGCGUUGUGGCGCAUUCGAGACGCGGUUCCAUGAUGGUGCCCGAUCGACGGGGUUCGGUUAGCUCGCGAAGAAACAGCUUUCAAACGACUCUCAAAGGCGCGGUGGAUGAAG